GUAAAACAGAGGAUAAUUAGAUUUUGGUGUGCGAGGGCGAUGGCUGCCGCUAUGAAAUGCGGAGCUCUUCUUCUGUCCAGCAAAACCUGCUGCCAAUUUCAGUCCACCCUCACCAAGCCCUCCUUAUUACGACAUCUCCUCCUCAGAAAACCAUUCUCUCCUCCGCUUAUCUCCUCCGAUCGGUAUUUUUUCUGUUCAUCACUAAAAUCAUCAGAUGCAGAUUCCAACCUCGCCACUUCCCCUCCAAAACCAGAUUCCUCCGUGGAUCCUCCACCUUCAGAACCAUCUAUCCCUCAAACGGAGCCCAUAAAGAGCUUGGUAGAUGCGUUGGACAUCAGGGUUGGAAGAAUUCUCAAAGCCUGGAGACACCCAGAAGCUGAUUCGCUUUACGUUGAAGAGGUUGAUGUUGGAGAGCCUGAACCCAGAACCAUAUGCAGUGGUCUCGUCAAUUACAUCCCUCUCGACCAAAUUCAGGGCUUACAAGUGAUUGUUCUUGCCAAUCUGAAACCCAGGAACAUGCGUGGGAUCAAGUCGAGUGGAAUGCUUCUCGCUGCUUCUGAUGCAUCGCAUGAGAACGUUGAGCUGCUCUUGCCUCCAGAGGGUUCGGUCCCUGGUGAAAGAAUCUGGUUUGGAACGGAAGAGAAGGAAGCUCAGAUUGAUCCUUUGUCACCUAAUCAGGUUCAGAAAAAGAAGGUUUGGGAAGCGGUUCAGCCUCGUCUCAAGACCGAUGAGUCUUGCGUUGCAGCUCUUGAGAUUGAUGAGGGUCAGGGGUUGCAUCCCAUGCGGACCUCUACAGGUGUGGUCGUGUGUCCAACUCUCAAGAACGCUCGCAUUUCCUGAUUUAGUCCAGCGCAUUAACUGGGAUUUCCAAUUUUAUGUUGUUACCAGGGAAAACUAAAUGUUAGCUGCUCUGAGUUUUGGUUGAUGAACCCUUUCAAUUGAUGUAAUUCUCCCCAAUUUAUGUUGGAAAUGAAAAUUUUGUCACCUGUCUUUGUAGAUUCA
Messenger RNA from Telopea speciosissima, 1002 nucleotides. RefSeq names its product tyrosine--tRNA ligase, cytoplasmic. Lineage: Eukaryota; Viridiplantae; Streptophyta; Magnoliopsida; Proteales; Proteaceae. Bases 40 to 840 code for a protein of 266 amino acids. The transcript has a single exon. Gene Ontology annotation, molecular function: tRNA binding. The record is from RefSeq and is a predicted model, not a curated record.